AUGGCCAGUGCAUCCAUUCUGGAUUCUGAUCCUCUGGCCUUCAAAGCUCUUGAUAUCGUCAGUCGAGUCAAGGAAGCCACCAUGCUCAAACCGCGGAAUUCUAUCAUCCCAUUCACAUGGUCUGCAAUGGUAGAAGAAACGUGCCUACGUUUCUUCAGCCCGUCAAAUCUUAGCAAAUUCAUUGAAUGGUACUGGAUCUCCUGGUAUCCUCACUGGCCAGUCAUUCACAAGCCGACAUUUCAGGCCUCUGCUACCCCUAGCACUCUUGUUGCUGCAAUGGUUUUGAUAGGAGCUUCCUACUCGCCGGAGCAAGCUGAUCGCGACGACUCUAGGAUGUGGCUUAACGUGAUCGAAGAACUGGUGUUCACCGACGAAUACUUCUGCGAUGACGUAGAUAUGAUCACGGCGUCUGACCUUCACCCAUCAACAGUCCAGCGACGGCGGCUUCAAGCGCUCCAAGCUGCACAUGCAAUGUGUUUGUGCCAAGCCUACGAAGGCGAUGACAAUAGCAAGAGAAGAGCUCGCCACCACCGCAUGAACGCCGUUGUUGCUUUGGCCCGCGCCUUCGGUUUUGCGCAGGGAAAGCACACAGAUCUCAGGGACACAAUUGAGCGUGGCUUUAGCUGGUCACGUUUUGUGGAGAGAGAAGAGCUUAUAAGGACCCUAAUCUACGUAUUCGCUCUCGAUUCGGGCUUUCUCAUCUUCUACAACCUGCCUCCAAAGCUCGUGGUGCAGGAGGCCACAGUGAGUUUGAUAUGUCCAGAAGCCUGCUUUCAGGCGCAUACGGCGGCGGAGUGCGAGGAAUAUGUCCGAAUGUGGACGUCCCACAGACUCUACAGCCCGAACUUUUCGCUGUCUUCGGCUAUCGAAAUUUUGUGCUCCAAGCAGCUCAGCCCAGACCAUCGAGAUCUAUUUGUGGAGAUAGGCAGCGUGAACCUUCUGAUCAUCGCUGCUGUAUUCAACUCCAUGGCGUUCCACUUUCGACCAGCACUAGGCCAGAUCGCCGAACUCGUGCCUCUACAACAUGCCAUUUCACACUGGGGAGAGAUCUGGGCCGCUCGGCCUCCGCCUGGAAUGCGCAGUGCAUUCGGGACAUCUUCGACGGAACCAGUGUCAUUUACCAGCCAACGUGAGAUGUGGAAACGGCUUGGUUUUAUGAAACACGCACAUGAGUUCUGGAUGCUCUCCCGGAUCAUUGUCGAGCGCCUUGUGGCAUCCCAGCGCCACGUCGUCCAUGCUGGCGACAUAUCCGACCACGCUCGUCGGCAAGGACAGGUCAGCGGCGAGAUUCCAGACCAAUAUGACCGAGGAGAUAUGAAUCAACUUAGGACCCUUAUUCUCGGAGCCAUAAGGUCGACCCUGUCAUCCAAGGAGUAA
Cladophialophora psammophila CBS 110553 is the source of this 1377-nucleotide messenger RNA. RefSeq lists its product as uncharacterized. The transcript is spliced from 4 exons. Gene Ontology annotation, biological process: regulation of transcription by RNA polymerase II; DNA-templated transcription. Gene Ontology annotation, molecular function: RNA polymerase II cis-regulatory region sequence-specific DNA binding; zinc ion binding; DNA-binding transcription factor activity, RNA polymerase II-specific. Gene Ontology annotation, cellular component: chromatin. NCBI's taxonomy places the organism in Eukaryota, Fungi, Ascomycota, Eurotiomycetes, Chaetothyriales, Herpotrichiellaceae. The record is from RefSeq and is a predicted model, not a curated record. Bases 1 to 1377 code for a protein of 458 amino acids.